Penicillium riverlandense is the source of this 366-nucleotide messenger RNA. Its product is annotated as BolA family protein. The transcript has 3 exons. Bases 1 to 366 code for a protein of 121 amino acids. The record is from RefSeq and is a predicted model, not a curated record. Lineage: Eukaryota; Fungi; Ascomycota; Eurotiomycetes; Eurotiales; Aspergillaceae.
AUGCUACGCGCCCCAGGCCUCUCGCGCCUAUUCUCCAUCUCUACGAGAAUGGCUUCCGCCACACCCAUGGAGGAUGUCAUGCGCGACAAGCUCGCGCACGCCUUCACGCCCUCAACAUUAAUCAUCCGCAACGACUCGCACCUGCACGCGCACCAUGCCCCAAUGCAGGGCUCUACGUCUAAGGAGACGCACUUCCACGUCACCGUCACCUCCGAGGCCUUCCGCUCAAAGCCGCAGCCUGCGCGGCAUCGUAUGGUCUACGCGCUGUUCAAGGAGGAGAUGAGCCGCGAGAAUGGACUUCACGCGCUGCAGCUUAAGACAAGGACGCCGGAGGAGGAGCAAAGGGAUCAGGAGAAGAAAUCAUAG